Ectocarpus sp. CCAP 1310/34 is the source of this 750-nucleotide messenger RNA. The record is from the annotation of a GenBank genome assembly. Lineage: Eukaryota; Phaeophyceae; Ectocarpales; Ectocarpaceae.
AUGUGCGGCACGCACAAUGCAUUGUUUUCGAUUGGAGAGAGGCGAGUGAUCGGAGCGGUCUCCGGCGGGGUUGACUCCUCGGUGGCGGCUGUCCUCCUGCAGAAGGCCAUCGGGGACAGGUUCCACGCCGUGCUUGUGGACAACGGCCUGCUGCGCAAGAACGAGGCCGUGGAGGUGGUCAGCCGGCUCAAGGAGAAGCUGGGCAUAAACCUCCACUGCGUCGACGCCAAGGACCGUUUCUUGACCCUUCUUGACGGGUGCACCGACCCGGAGUCGAAGCGGAAGAUAAUCGGGAAGACUUUCAUUCACGUCUUUCAGGAGGAGGCGGAGCGCAUCGGGAAGGUGGACUUCCUGCUGCAGGGAACCCUCUACCCGGACGUGAUCGAGAGCAUCAGCUACAAGGGCCCCUCGGCCACCAUCAAGAGUCACCACAACGUCGGAGGGCUCCCUGACACGAUGCACCUCAAGCUCAUCGAGCCACUCAGAGAGCUGUUCAAGGAUGAGGUGAGGGCGUUGGGCAUGGCCCUGGGCAUGGACGAGUUCAGCGUGUGGCGGCAUCCUUUCCCGGGCCCGGGCCUUGCCAUCCGGUGCCUGGCGCCGCUCAGCGAGGAGAACCUUUCCAUGGCACGAGAGGCGGAUGCCAUCAUGAUAGAGGAGCUCAACCGGGCCAACGUGUACCGGGAUAUCGGACAGGCCUUCGCGGUGCUGCUUCCCGUCAAGAGCGUCGGGGUCAUGGGAGACUGCAGGUAA